This is a messenger RNA of Pocillopora meandrina, 3336 nucleotides long. The record is from the annotation of a GenBank genome assembly. NCBI's taxonomy places the organism in Eukaryota, Metazoa, Cnidaria, Anthozoa, Scleractinia, Pocilloporidae.
AAAGACAUCUGACGAAGCUCCCGCAAGUCCUGACGUUCAUUUUGAACCGAUCGUCAACCUUCCCAAGAUAGAUGUCAAUUUCAAAGCACUGGAAGAAAACGAAGAAUUGCUCUUGAAACUGUAAGUCGCUGCGAAUCGCAAAUUUUCGUACCAGGUUGUCAGCUAGAUUCGUAAAUUGUCGAUCGGCAUACAUGCUCGCUGAUUUUGCCGUAAUUUUCCUUUUCCCUGUAUACAGACGUGCGAAGCUGUACCGAUUCGAAACCAGCGGUGAGGAAAACGAAUGGAAAGAGAGAGGAGUCGGUGAAAUAAAGAUUUUGAAAAAUAGUGAUAAGGGAACAUACAGAGUUCUCAUGAGACGAGACAAGACGUUCAAAAUAUGUGCAAAUCAUUACAGUGAGUAUGAUUUCGACGCCAUUAACGGUUAAAAUUACUCUGUACGGUUACACAAGUAUUGAAACUGUCGUCAUGGUAAAUUAAAGGAGUUUAAAUAUUCAAUUUAGAACAACUAAGCCUGGCUAAUUUUUUCUGACUCAAAAUCAGAAAGGGAGAGAGAGUGCAUUUUGCUGUCUGAAAAGUAACGAAUACACAUUUCAAUUUUCACGAGGAAUCAAUUCAUUACUUGCUAAUGAACUCAGUCAAUAGUCAAUUCAAAUUUCUGUACUGUUUGUUAUCAAUGAAGGGGCACCUGACCAAUGAGCAGGCUCUCUUUUUGCAUAGGUGUUAUUUCAACAAUUAAGCUUUGUAAAGUGAAUGUUAAGUUUCGUUUUUAUAAACAAUCCUUGACAUCAAAUUUAUACGUUUUAGCAUAACAAGUCAAUUGAUUAUCAGAUAAAAAAAUGUAUUUUCUGGGUCUCAUCAAUGUACUCCAGCCUACUUGUUUGAAAAAUUAACUUGUUGAAUGCUUAUUUUUUUUCUAAUUUAGUUUCUAAAGAUAUGGAAUUAAGGCCAAAUUGUGGUAGUGACAGAGCUUGGGUUUGGACAGCACCAGACUUUGCUGAUGAAGAAAUUAAAACAGAAACUCUGGCUAUAAGAUUUGCCAAUGCAGAAAGUGAGUAUUUAUAUCAGUUAAAUAUUCCUGUUUUAGAUAACAGUUACCUGUUUAAUUGUGAUAUUCCAGAAGCAAUCAUAUCCCUACGUAAAGGUAUGUGCUCAGGUUUGAACACCCCAUUCCUGUUUGGUUUGUUGUGAAAAAAAGAAAAAAAUAGAUUCUGAGCAUCUCCAUGGCAGGGUUGUAGCUAAGAAAUUAGGUUGCCUGCUGAAAUUUUAAGUGAGGCUACUUAAAGAUAGCAUUCAUUAUCAAACAAUUUUUAAGGGGGAUAACCUUGGGACUGUCAUUAGUGGUUUACCAAGCAAUUGCAGGUCAGAAAUCCAGCAUCAGCCAGUGUGUAGCAACAAUCCUGCAUGGUCAAAGGGGUUAAGGCAAUUCUAUAAUUUUUUAAUGAGGUCAAAGGUGUAAUUUCUCAUUUUCUACCUUUUCAUUCGGUGAAAUAUUUUAAUCACACAGAUGCUAAGAAGUUUAAAGAAGAGUUUGUCAAGGCCAGGGAUGAUGUUUCAACAAGCAAAACAACAAAUCCACAAGAAAGUAACAAGUUAGCACAAGAACUGGAAGGACUCAGUGUCAAGGAAAAUGAUGAUGAUGAAGACAAAGAAAAUAAAUCAGAAAACACAGACAAUGAAACAGAGAGCAAGACUAGUGAAACUAAUGAAGCAAAAGAAUCAACAAGUACAGUUACUGAUGAUGAUAAAAUCAAAGAGCAAGAAACCACAGAAGAUACACCUGAAAAGUAAAGCUUAGAACUGUUCAAGAGCGGAUAAUGUAGAAUAUAAUGUUGCCUUGCAACUUGCAAAUUUUCCUAUGCUACUGAAAACGUAGAAGAUAUCUUUAGGGAUACUUCAUAUUAAGUGUUAAUUUCCUUCUCUAUGGAGUAAUAUUUUGACUAUCUACUGUAAAAUCCGCCCAAAUUUGCAAAAAAUAUUCCAGUUUGCAGCAUUCUUAGCCUCUUUUUUCAUGGCUCCACUUAUUUGAUUAUCUAAGAAAUCUCAAAUACUUUUAUGAAACAAGCUUUAAGGCAAAAUUAACUCAUACUGGUGCAAUUAGACCCAAGGGACAUGCAAUGUAAGAUUAUUUUUGUUUUCUUUAAGGACAGAAUUGAAGUCUUUUUCUUCUCAUUUUGAAUCCUCUUUAGUGUUCACAUUGCAACUCUUUUCACAUAGCUCAUUUACUAAGAAACUAAGUAGUCCAGUCACACAAAUUGAGCUAAGAAUUACGUCAACAUUCUUCACUGUACUUGCUUGCUUUUGAAUUUCUCCCCUUGUGCUUAUGGAUGCAAUUAUGGUCAGCUGUAAUCAUUUUUCCCAUAUUAUUAAGAAGGUAACUGUAAAUAAAUCUAACCCCUGGCAUGUGAGCAUUUCAUCUUCGGUAAUGCUGUCAAACUUUUAAGCCAAGUGGCCUUUACAAUAACAGGUUUUUUUUAAAGUUAACAUUAAACUAAAAAUUAUAACAUCUUCCAAAGUUGCAACUAGAAAAUGAUAUAACAAACAACCAGUCACUCUACAAAAUUAGUUCAGAUGUAACUUGUAAGUUUUUCUCAAGCUCGUCAGAUUUUCAAGGUAUGUGUUUCCUACAUGCCAUAGGAUUUCUUGUUCUGUGUUCUUUCAUCCCAUCUCUAGACAAAAUUUCUUUGCUUUUGUAAGUGUUUUUUUAGGCAUUUUCAAUUUUUUUUGUAGAGAUUAGAUUAGGUUUCUUCUUUUCUGUUAGCAGUUAGUUUACUGGGAAAAUAGUAUUAUUUCUUGUCAACAUGUUGAGCAUGUUGAACAUAAGUAUUAGUUCCAGGUGAUUUCCAUUACAAACUUACAGUACUUAAAUUUUAGCCUGUGUUUGACAUAGUAUACUUUUAACACAUUAAUUACAAAUGCAGUAUAGUAAUAUUUAUGUAAUAUAAGGAAUAAAAAUUGGUACACAAGUUUGCUGUACAAAGUUUAUAACAAACAUCAGAACACGCUGAUGAAAGUUAUUACAAUGUCCUCUAAAAAAACAUGUUGGUCCAUCACAGGGUUGCCUGUGUAUUUCAUACCCAGUACCCCAUUAGAAUGAUGAAUUUCUAAUUUCUCCCAACAGUACUACCCCCAAAUCAAGCAUCUAGCUCAUGAGAAUAAAGGAAUUAAUUGCAAACUCAAGAAGCUCUCGAUUGUUGGACAAUUCUCUUUAAAAGUACCAUAGUAAAUGUAGAGAGGACAGCAUGAAUAAUUUGAAUAUUGGUUUCAGGGUGUUCAGGGGUAAGCAUCCUGACAGUUCAUCAGAGCCCAUUUACACACUAGGAUAGAGAGGCAAUGCAA